This is a messenger RNA of Lampris incognitus (smalleye Pacific opah), 1434 nucleotides long. RefSeq names its product estrogen-related receptor beta (gene esrrb). Gene Ontology annotation, biological process: regulation of DNA-templated transcription. Lineage: Eukaryota; Metazoa; Chordata; Actinopteri; Lampriformes; Lampridae. Gene Ontology annotation, molecular function: DNA-binding transcription factor activity; zinc ion binding; steroid binding. The record is from RefSeq and is a predicted model, not a curated record. Gene Ontology annotation, cellular component: nucleus. The transcript is spliced from 8 exons. Bases 1 to 1434 code for a protein of 477 amino acids.
AUGGACAUUUCAGAACUUUGUCUUCCAGACCCUCUCAGCUAUCAUAACCAGGCUUCGUUGUCCAAUUCAUUAGGGCGAUUACUCAGUCCACUGGCCACAUUGGAGCCCUCUCAUUUCUGGCUGCUGAAUAGAAUGGCCGCUGAUGACCGGCACCUGCCCUCCAGCUGCGGGUCUUACAUCAAGACGGAGCCGUCCAGCCCCUCCUCAGUCAUCGACACGGUCAGUCAUCACAGCCCCAGCGGCAACUCGGAUGCCAGCGGCGGCUAUGUCAGUGCCAUGAACAGCCACUCUAACGGCAUGGACUCACCACCCAUGUUCACUCCAGGUGGGCUCGGGGCCGGCACGUGCCGCAAGCGCUACGACGACUGCUCCAGCACCAUCAUGGAGGACUCGCCCAUAAAGUGCGAAUACAUGUUGAACUCCAUCCCCAAGAGGCUCUGCCUGGUCUGUGGAGACAUAGCCUCGGGGUAUCACUAUGGCGUGGCCUCAUGUGAGGCUUGCAAAGCCUUUUUUAAAAGGACAAUACAAGGCAACAUAGAAUACAGCUGUCCCGCCACAAACGAGUGUGAGAUUACAAAACGGAGACGCAAAUCCUGUCAAGCUUGUCGCUUCAUGAAAUGUCUCAAAGUGGGGAUGCUCAAGGAAGGCGUACGUCUGGAUCGAGUGCGAGGGGGCAGACAGAAGUACAAGAGGAGGCUGGACGCGGAGAACACUCCGUACUUGGGCUUGACGCUCCCCCCUCCCACCAAAAAGCCCCUCACAAAGAUAGUGUCUCACCUGUUGGUGGCGGAGCCAGAGAAGAUCUAUGCCAUGCCUGACCCCACUAUGCCGGAGAGCGACAUCAAGGCUUUGACCACACUAUGUGACCUGGCCGACCGCGAGCUGGUGGUUAUCAUCGGCUGGGCCAAACACAUCCCAGGCUUCUCCACCCUGUCUCUGGGGGACCAGAUGAGUCUACUGCAGAGCGCCUGGAUGGAGAUCCUGAUCCUCAGCAUCGUGUUCCGCUCGCUGCCCUACGAGGACGAGCUGGUGUAUGCUGAGGACUACAUCAUGGACGAGGAGCACUCGCGGCUGACGGGCCUGCUCGACCUCUACGUCUCCAUCCUCCAGCUGGUCCGCAAGUACAAGAAGCUCAAGGUGGAGAAGGAGGAGUUCGUCACGCUCAAGGCCAUCGCUCUUGCCAACUCAGACUCCAUGCACAUAGAGGACAUGGAGGCAGUCCAGAAGCUUCAGGAUGCUCUCCACGAGGCGCUGCAAGACUACGAGAGCAGCCAGCACCAGGAGGACCCACGGCGGGCGGGCAAGCUGCUCAUGACACUACCCCUGCUGCGGCAGACAGCCACCAAGGCCGUGCAGCACUUUUACAGCAUCAAGGUGCAGGGCAAGGUGCCCAUGCACAAACUCUUCCUAGAGAUGCUGGAGGCAAAGGUCUGA